Molecule: messenger RNA, 2043 nt
Organism: Chionomys nivalis (European snow vole)
Lineage: Eukaryota; Metazoa; Chordata; Mammalia; Rodentia; Cricetidae
Product: tyrosine-protein kinase ZAP-70
Exons: 12
Coding region: 7-1860 (617 amino acids)
Biological process (GO): cell surface receptor protein tyrosine kinase signaling pathway; innate immune response; protein phosphorylation
Cellular component (GO): extrinsic component of cytoplasmic side of plasma membrane; cytoplasm
Molecular function (GO): ATP binding; non-membrane spanning protein tyrosine kinase activity; signaling receptor binding
Source: RefSeq, a predicted model, not a curated record
CCUGCGAUGCCCGACCCCGCGGCGCACCUGCCCUUCUUCUAUGGCAGCAUCUCGCGCGCCGAGGCCGAGGAGCACCUGAAGCUGGCAGGCAUGGCUGACGGGCUGUUCCUGUUGCGCCAGUGCCUGCGCUCGCUGGGGGGCUACGUGCUGUCGCUGGUGCACGACGUGCGCUUCCACCACUUUCCCAUCGAGCGCCAACUCAACGGCACCUACGCCAUCGCGGGCGGGAAGGCGCACUGCGGCCCAGCCGAGCUCUGCCAGUUCUACUCGCAAGACCCCGACGGGCUGCCCUGCAACCUGCGUAAACCAUGCAAUCGGCCGCCAGGUCUGGAGCCGCAGCCCGGAGUCUUCGACUGCCUGCGCGAUGCCAUGGUGCGCGACUACGUGCGCCAGACCUGGAAGCUGGAGGGUGAUGCACUAGAACAGGCCAUCAUCAGCCAGGCCCCACAGGUGGAGAAGCUCAUUGCCACCACAGCCCAUGAGCGGAUGCCCUGGUACCACAGCAGCCUGACUCGCGAGGAGGCCGAACGCAAACUCUAUUCUGGCCCGCAGACAGACGGCAAGUUCCUGCUGAGGCCCCGGAAGGAGCAGGGUACAUACGCGCUAUCCCUGAUCUAUGGGAAAACCGUGUACCACUAUCUCAUCAGCCAGGACAAGGCGGGCAAGUUCUGCAUCCCCGAGGGCACCAAGUUUGACACUCUCUGGCAGCUGGUGGAGUACCUGAAGCUGAAGGCAGACGGGCUUAUUUACCGCUUGAAGGAGGUCUGCCCCAACAACAGUGCCAGCGCUGGAGCUGCUGCGCCCACCCUCCCAGCCCACCCGUCCACCUUCACUCAGCCUCAGAGACGAGUUGACACCCUGAACUCGGAUGGAUAUACCCCUGAACCAGCUCGUGCAGCGUCCCCAGACAAGCCGCGGCCGAUGCCCAUGGACACGAGCGUGUACGAGAGUCCUUACAGUGACCCCGAGGAGCUCAAGAACAAGAAGCUCUUCCUGAAGCGCGAGAACCUCCUUGUGGCUGAUAUUGAACUUGGCUGUGGCAACUUUGGCUCAGUGCGCCAGGGAGUCUACCGGAUGCGCAAGAAGCAGAUCGAUGUGGCCAUCAAGGUGUUGAAGCACAGUACGGAGAAGGCCGACAAGGACGAGAUGAUGCGAGAGGCCGAGAUUAUGCACCAGCUCGACAACCCCUACAUCGUGCGGCUCAUUGGCGUGUGCCAGGCGGAGGCACUCAUGUUGGUCAUGGAGAUGGCAGGCGGCGGGCCCCUUCACAAGUUCCUGCUUGGAAAGAAGGAGGAGAUCCCUGUCAGCAAUGUGGCUGAACUGCUGCACCAGGUAGCCAUGGGCAUGAAGUAUCUGGAAGAGAAGAACUUCGUGCACCGUGACCUGGCAGCCCGGAAUGUUCUACUGGUCAAUCGGCACUAUGCCAAGAUCAGUGACUUUGGCCUGUCCAAGGCAUUAGGUGCUGAUGACAGUUAUUACACGGCCCGUUCCGCCGGGAAGUGGCCCCUGAAGUGGUAUGCACCAGAAUGCAUCAACUUCCGAAAGUUCUCCAGCCGCAGCGACGUCUGGAGCUAUGGGGUCACUAUGUGGGAGGCCUUCUCCUACGGCCAGAAGCCCUACAAAAAAAUGAAGGGGCCCGAGGUCCUGGACUUCAUCAAGCAGGGUAAGAGGAUGGAAUGCCCGCCAGAGUGUCCACCCGAAAUGUACUCACUUAUGAGCGACUGCUGGACCUACAACUGGGAGGACCGCCCUGACUUCCAGACCGUGGAACAACGCAUGCGCAACUAUUACUACAGCCUGGCCAGCAAGGCCGAGGGAUCCCCACAGUGUGGGCAGGCGGCUGAGGCAGCAUGUGGCUGAACCCCAGGUCUCCCUACACCCUCGGUCCAGGAUGGGCUGUGUGCAGGGGCACCUGAGACCCCAGGCCCACAGCGCUCUCAAAUGUUCCACAUGGUCCUUCCUCGGGAGCUGGGCAAGCAUCACUGAACUGUGGGCUGUGGGCAGAGAGGAUGGCGUGCUCCCAAGGUCAUCUUAAUUCCUGUU